UGCACCGGCACCACCACCGCUGAGUUCUCAAUGAGUAAAGAUGCUUCAGAUACUCUUCUUAUCUGCUCUUUCUGUCUCAGCAAUUUUGAAUUUUGUAGGACUCGUUGUAAAUCUGUUUAUCGUAGUGGUCAACUACAGGACUUGGGUCCAAAGCCACAGAAUCUCCUCUUCUAAUAGGAUCCUGUUCAGCUUGGGCGUCACCAGAUUUAUUAUGCUAGGACUGUUUCUCCUGAACAUUAUCUAUCUGUUCACCUCUCCACAUGUCGAAAGGUCAGUCCACCUAUCCACUUUUUUCCUGUUGUGUUGGAUGUUUUUGGAGUCUACUAGUCUCUGGCUUGUAACCUUGCUCAAUGCCUUGUACUGCGUGAAGAUUACUGACUUCCAACACUCAGUAUUCCUCCUGCUGAAACGAAAGCUGUCCCCAAAGAUCCCCAGGCUGCUGCUGACCUGCGUGCUGAUCUCUGCCUUCUCCACUCUCCUGUAUGUUGUGCUCACACAGACAUCACCCUUUCCUGAGUUUCUGACUGGGAGCAAUGGUACAGUAUGUGACAUCAAUAAGAGCAUCUUGUCUUUGGUGACCUCCUUGGUCCUGAGCUCCUUUCUCCAGUUCAUCAUGAAUGUGACUUCCGCUUCCUUGUUAAUACAUUCCUUGAGGAGACAUAUACAGAAGAUGCAGAAAAACGCCACUGAUUUUUGGAAUCCCCAGACUGAAGCUCAUAUGGCUGCUAUGAAGCUAAUGAUCUAUUUCCUCAUCCUCUACAUUCCAUAUUCACUUGCUACCCUGCUACAGUAUCUCCCUUCCGUACGGAUGGAUUUGGGAGCCACAUCCAUCUGUAUGAUUAUUUCCACCUUUUAUCCUCCAGGGCACUCUGUUCUCAUUAUUCUCACACAUCCUAAACUGAAAACAAAAGCAAAGAAGAUUCUUUGUUUCAACAUAUGGUGGAAUUUCAGUAGUAAAUAG
Neofelis nebulosa (Clouded leopard) is the source of this 961-nucleotide messenger RNA. It is a transcript of the gene TAS2R4, whose product is annotated as taste 2 receptor member 4. NCBI's taxonomy places the organism in Eukaryota, Metazoa, Chordata, Mammalia, Carnivora, Felidae. The record is from RefSeq and is a predicted model, not a curated record. Gene Ontology annotation, molecular function: G protein-coupled receptor activity; bitter taste receptor activity. The transcript has a single exon. Gene Ontology annotation, biological process: G protein-coupled receptor signaling pathway; detection of chemical stimulus involved in sensory perception of bitter taste; sensory perception of taste. Bases 41 to 961 code for a protein of 306 amino acids. Gene Ontology annotation, cellular component: membrane.